Tarenaya hassleriana is the source of this 1445-nucleotide messenger RNA. Its product is annotated as E3 ubiquitin-protein ligase SPL2-like. The transcript has 7 exons. The record is from RefSeq and is a predicted model, not a curated record. Lineage: Eukaryota; Viridiplantae; Streptophyta; Magnoliopsida; Brassicales; Cleomaceae. Gene Ontology annotation, molecular function: ubiquitin-protein transferase activity. Bases 151 to 1311 code for a protein of 386 amino acids. Gene Ontology annotation, biological process: organelle organization; protein ubiquitination.
AACAACCGACGUUGAAUAUGAUAAUGUGUGUCAUCGUCUUAUUUAAUUACGAUAAUACCCCUGACGUAACCCGAAAUUUACUAUUUCACUCUCCCUAUCGUCGACUAAUUUUCCCGUCUUCUUCGCUUUCUAGGUCGAAAUCACCGGAAAAUGUCGUCGCCGGAGCAUGCUCUGCUCUCGCUCUUGUCGGAGCUCGCUUUCUCCUUCGACGGAGCCGUCCUCGGAUUAGCCCUAGCUUACGGCGCCGUGCGGUCGGUCCUCAAGUGCACCUCAAGCUCCACCGCGCUGAGUAAGAUUAGAGAUUCUCCGGAGCUCCGCAUCUCCGAUCUCCGGUCGUUGAUUCCGACAUCUCACGACGAAUCUCAUCCGUACGAUCGCCGUAAUGGCGAUGAUCAGCGUGUGGUGAUCAUUCGCGGGACCGUCAGACCGAAACUCGCCGUUGGCGGAAGCUCCAAGAACAACGUGCUGGUCUCUCAGGAGACUGGAGACAGAGCUGUUAUUAUUGAGAGAACGCAAACGUAUAUGUAUAGUGGAUGGAAGAGCUUCUUUCAUUUUUCAAGUGGCCACCGAGCUAUAUUUGGCAGAUCUCUGCGUAAACAAGAGGCUUCUUCAUUGAGAAUGAUGCCAUUUGUUCUCGUGGAGAAUGAUCAACAACCACUGUCUAAUUCUGUUGUUGUCAACUUGGAUGGCUCAAUGCAACCUCUUCCCCUCACGACUGUGUAUAACCGUAUACAGCCUAUUAAUGCAUCUCCUUAUUCAUUCCUCCAAGCAAUCUUUUUCCCUGAGUAUCCCGUUGGUCUGCUUCAUGAAGAGAAGAUUCUACCAUCUGGAAAAGACAUAACAGCUGUUGGCAUCUGCAGUUUUAAUAAUGGUGUUCCUGAAAUCAAGUCAUGCAAAGAUCUUCCCUAUUUCUUGUCUGAAAUGACAAAGGAUAAGAUGGUACUGGAUCUCAUUUUUCAGACAAAAGUACUAUUCUGGAGCAGCAUUGUAAUGGGUUGUGUAUCUGUUGGCAUCCUUGGGUAUGCUGCUGUCAGGGGAUGGAACAGAUGGAAAUCAUGGAAACAUGAAAGGGAGCCACAGCGCCCAAGCCAACCGUUGACUGAUGAUGAUGAUGCUGAAGAUACGGACAAUAUCCCAGAUGGACAACUGUGUGUGGUCUGUUUGACAAGGAGGAGAAUGCCUGCAUUUAUCCCGUGCGGGCAUAUAGUGUGUUGUCCAAACUGUGCCUUGGCAAUUGAAAGGGAAUUGACCCCAAAGUGCCCUGUCUGUUGCCAGACCAUCAGGGGAUCCAUGCGUGUAUACUAUACUUGAGGGAAAACAGAUUGUGUUCUGUCAUUCGUUUUGAUUUCUGUGAUGUGUACUCAAGUCUUUUGGAAGCACAAUUUUAGAAUCUGCAAGUUCACAACAAAAAAGACAUAAAUAAAGAGCUACUUCCACAAGGAGCA